This is a messenger RNA of Penicillium maclennaniae, 1062 nucleotides long. RefSeq names its product C2H2-type zinc finger protein. Lineage: Eukaryota; Fungi; Ascomycota; Eurotiomycetes; Eurotiales; Aspergillaceae. Gene Ontology annotation, cellular component: nucleus. The record is from RefSeq and is a predicted model, not a curated record. The transcript is spliced from 3 exons. Gene Ontology annotation, biological process: regulation of transcription by RNA polymerase II. Gene Ontology annotation, molecular function: DNA-binding transcription factor activity, RNA polymerase II-specific; RNA polymerase II cis-regulatory region sequence-specific DNA binding. The coding region runs from base 1 to 1062 and encodes 353 amino acids.
AUGGCCUCUCGAGAAGCCUCCCCUCUUUCCUCGGUCGGCUUUGCUGAAGAGUCAGACCACGAAUCUAUCAAGCAGGAAAGCCGCGCCCAGUCACCAACGGCCUCCAUCUCCUCCGACAGCUCCGGAGACGUCCCGAACGAACCCAGCCUCCUGGGCGCCCUGGGUAACAACCAAGACGACGAUUACACCGGCCAGAGCACCGACCAAGUCACUAUAUGUCGGUGGGAUGGAUGCAGUGCAGGCGAUCUUGGCAAUAUGGAUGGCCUGGUCCAACACAUCCACAACGAGCACAUCGGCAGCCGACAGAAGCGGUACUCGUGCGAAUGGAUCGACUGCUCCCGUAAAGGCCAAACGCACGCCUCUGCAUAUGCACUUCGUGCUCACAUGCGAAGUCACACUCGCGAAAAGCCCUUCUACUGCACUCUGCCUGAAUGUGACCGCAACUUUACUCGCUCUGACGCAUUGACAAAGCAUAUGCGCUCCGUUCACGAAACAGAUACCCUGCGCCCAUCCGACUCCAAGUCAAACGCCCUUCUCGGACACGUCGCAGGAACCCCUGCCUCCAAGCUACAGCGCAUUCGUCUGAAGCUCUCUCAUCCGCCCAAAGAACCCGGCGCCGAGCCCGAGCCCCACGAAUCCAUCUUAUCCACAUCGAUAGCCGAUGACGAAGACUCAACAAUGCCCGAUUACGGGCCCGAGCUCGGCUUCGACGACCAUGAGCUGGCUAUGCACCCGCAUGAUCUGUACCGUCUACUACGUCGACAGAUUCACUGGGCUGAGAAGGAGUCCGCACAGCUGCGCGCUGAAUGGGAUGAAAUUCGGCCAAAGCGCGAGCAGUCCUGGCUGGAGAAGGAGGCGGUAUUCGACGAUCUUAUCGAUGGCGAGUUGAGACUGUUCAGCGCGAUUGUGGGGGACAUCGGUGGUCCUGCCGUGCCGACGACGAAUUUGUCUACCAGUCUGCAGAAAUUACAGCAUCAGCAGCAGCAAUUCAGGAAUCAACAAGAGCAGGAGCGGAUGCAGGCUAGGGCCGCCGAGCCGGCUGAUGUCAAUUCUGCCGCUUGA